AUGGGUAAAAAAAGGACGGCGGAAGACAGAAAAAAACAAACUAAGAAAAACGGCUUCAACUUCGACGAUAAAAACGUUAACGAUAAACCUGUCCCACGAUUUGUUCUGGAAUAUACCGAAAAAAUGUGCAAUAUACAGACUGUACGCAAUCACUUCCGUCGCUUUAUAUCAGGCUGGAAUCGCAACAACCCUAAAUUAUUAAUUACGAAAGAUCAUACAAAUUCCAUUACCAAUUAUAUUAAAGGGCCGCUAAAAAAAAAGAUCGGGUUAUCAGACUUUAAAAGACCGAAAACGUACAUAACAAUCGAAAAUUUUAUAUAUAUGGAAAGACAGCUUUGGCAGAGUAAUGGGCAUAAAUACGUUUACGAUAGAUAUCGUAUUUUGAUUAAUACCAAACUAAAAUGUCAUAUGUUUACUUCAGCUAGAGUGGUCGUAUGGAAGAAUGGAAAGCCAAAGCUGCGUUACAGUCUUAAACGGGAGUUUGCGAAAGGGAUGCACGAUAAGGAAGAUCAACGUGUUUCCAACAAUAACUGCAAAGGGUAUAACCCAGAAGAUUUAAACGGCUGGUACGUUUACCAAUUAGAUCAGGGGUCUAUUAAUACGUACAAAAAUGGAACGACCCGUAACACCAUAUGGAAUCCGCCGAAAAUGCCUAAUCCAAACUACAAAUAA
Molecule: messenger RNA, 672 nt
Organism: Pyricularia grisea
Lineage: Eukaryota; Fungi; Ascomycota; Sordariomycetes; Magnaporthales; Pyriculariaceae
Exons: 5
Coding region: 1-672 (223 amino acids)
Molecular function (GO): protein binding
Source: RefSeq, a predicted model, not a curated record